Molecule: messenger RNA, 402 nt
Organism: Trametes versicolor FP-101664 SS1
Lineage: Eukaryota; Fungi; Basidiomycota; Agaricomycetes; Polyporales; Polyporaceae
Exons: 3
Coding region: 1-402 (133 amino acids)
Source: RefSeq, a predicted model, not a curated record
AUGUCGGUCAAGUUCCAACGAGAUCUCGAGGUAGGUACGAGCGCGACCUCGACGGUGGCUAUGCACGCGCGUCCCUUGCCCGGAACGUCGAUGCGUCACCGCCGCACGCACAAGUCGCAGCCAAGUUGGUUCGCAAAAGCCGCAAUCCUCGACCGCUCUGAGCUGGGCACCCGCCCGAGCCCCGCAGUGGGCUACGCCAUCCUAGCGUGCUCGGUCCUCUUCCUGCUCGUCGGCUCGUACGCGGUGUUCUUCAGCGCGUUCUUCCCAGAAACGGGUGUAUGGCCGCUGGACGUUCUUGCGAGGGAUACCCAUUACAAGUACCUGGCGAUCAUGCUCAUCCCCGCAGGGACGGGCUUCGUGAUCGCGAAUUGGGUGGGAUGGCAAUAUUAUAGGAAUUCAUGA